This is a messenger RNA of Rhea pennata, 6012 nucleotides long. It is a transcript of the gene PHRF1, whose product is annotated as PHD and ring finger domains 1. NCBI's taxonomy places the organism in Eukaryota, Metazoa, Chordata, Aves, Rheiformes, Rheidae. The record is from RefSeq and is a predicted model, not a curated record. Bases 107 to 5209 code for a protein of 1700 amino acids. The transcript has 18 exons.
AGGGGGCUUCCGGCCGGCUGGCCCGUUGUCGCGGGGGGCCCGGCGGGGCCCGGCUAUGUGAGCGCCGGCGCCUUCUCCUCGCGGAGCUGACUCCCGAUGUCCUGCCAUGGAUGAUGAUAGCCAGGAUGAACUGAUAAACAAGAACGCUGCGCUAGGCAAGGGCAGGAGACAGAGCCUGGCACUCCUCAGUGAAGCAGAAAGCAAUGGUGAAAAUAGCUGUGACUCGGAAGAUGAUACUGGAAGUGAGGAGGAAGAUGACACUGAGGAGGAGGGAGGUGAGAAGGACAAGGAAGAAAGUGAAGAUGAAGAAUUAGAAGAUUGUGAAGAUGAUGAAGAGGAUGAGGAAAAUGAAACUGCUGUGGGGGGAAUGACAGGUUCUCUGAAAUUAGAGCCACACACAAAUGGAGCAAACGUUUCCUCUGAUGAGGAUGGUGAGAACUGCCCAAUUUGCCUCAACACAUUUAGGGAUCAGGCUGUUGGAACUCCUGAGAACUGUUCCCAUUACUUCUGCUUGGACUGCAUAGUGGAGUGGUCUAAAAAUGCCAACUCCUGUCCGGUGGAUCGAAUCCUCUUUAAGUACAUUAGUAUUCGAGCACGUUUUGGUGGUAAAAUUUUAAAAAAGAUUCCUGUUGAGAACACAAAAACUCAGGGUAAUGAUGGAGAGGAUGAUCCAACCUUCUGUGAGGUGUGUGGCAGAAGUGACCGUGAGGAUCGCCUGCUGCUGUGUGAUGGCUGUGAUGCAGGGUAUCACAUGGAAUGCCUUAAUCCACCUCUGAGUGAAGUCCCUGUGGAUGAAUGGUUCUGUCCAGCCUGUUCCCCUAUGGAUAUCAGUGCUGCUGCAGAAACAGAUCAUGUGAGCGAAGAAGAAGUUGCUGCCCUUGUGGCUGAUGUUAUUCCUACCACAAGUAGGCUACGCCCUCAUGUCCGAACCCGAGCUAUAGCCAGGACUCGGCAAAGUGAACGAGUUAGGGCAACAGUGAACAGGAAUCGGAUAACAACUGCGCAACAAAUUCAGCAUGUGCCGAGGUACCUCAUGUCCUCUCUUCUGGAUGAAACAAUUGAGGCAGUUGUAGCAGGCCUAAACACAGCCAUUUAUCAGCGACCUCUUACACCACGAACUCCAAGGCAGAAAAGAAAAACAGGUAGGAGGAAGAAAGUAGCAGGCAAAAAAAGAACUCCAACAAAAUCUUCUGUUGGGAAGAAGAGUUCAGGAACACAGCUGAAGAGACACAAGCGUCUGAAGAAGAGAAGAGGGAAAAAGAUGAGAAUAAGAUCACACGUAAAAAAUGAAGUUACUACUCGUUCCCGUAUUGCAAGAACUCUUGGUCUUGGAAAACCCAUGUGUGGAGCUUCAAUUCCUUCCAUAUACAAAGCAACAGAGCCCUCACUUGGUCUUAUGAGAGCAGAUAUUGGUGCAGCUUCUCUGUCUGUAUUUGGAGAUCCUUAUGAAUUAGAUCCUUACGAAAGUAAUGAAGAGGUUCCAGCAAAUCUAGAUUCACCGGUGAGUGCAAAAAGAAGAGUUCUCUCGCAGUCGGCAUUGAGGUCUCAUCGUCCUGUAGCUAGACCCAUUUCUGUAGGAAUUCCCAGAAGCAGUGUACCUGCCUUGAGUCCUGAUCAAGAAACAGAAGCUGCACCCGUGCCUGACCUGCUGGGAAGUAUCCUGUCUGGACAGAGCUUCCUCAUGAUGAGUAGUUCAGAUGUGGUCAUCAACAGAGAUGGCUCACUGACAGCAAAGAAGACAGCUCCGCUUCCUAGAAAAUCAACGAGUGAUUCCGUAGUGGAUGAUGGUUCAGGACGUAAUCUUCAACAAAGUGCAGUGCACUCAGGGACCACAGCAAGCAGCUCUGUUGCUGGACCUUCAGUUUCCUUGGGGGUAAAUCCUCACACCAGACCCACAUCAUCAAGCUUGUUUUCAUCACCUUCGCCCUCAUUGAGCAAGACUGAACCUGCACCAAACCCUGCACAAACUACAUCAGAAAAGGCAACUGUCAGAUCAGAAUAUUCAGUGAUGCCCAGAUCUGCUCAGACUCGCAGUAUGCCUAGUUUGAGCAGGCAUGGCUCCAAGUCAAAUGAAAUGCCCAGAUUUAAUGGAAACUCUAAACAAUUUGCACCCUCUGAUGCAUCUUCAAAGACCCCAAGCUGUAACCUGAAUUCCGGUUCAAAAGCUGUAAAUGUGAGGCAGCUGUUAAAACCACCUCUUAAGAGAAUUGAUGUCUCUGAGCUUCCCAGGAUACCAAAGAUUAAAAAGGAAACCAGCAGCAAGCACAUGGAACCAGAUCCCAUAGGAAACCCAAGCUGUGACAUCCCUAGCUCCUGUAUAACCCAGCUAACUGGUAAAGAGGGCACUAAUCAGCUGGGUAAGGGUAACAAGGUGGAAAGUCAGAAGUCAGAUGCCAAGGAAUCUCAGCAACAAAUCCGUAUGAGUGGGUUAUCUUUUUCUACCAGUAUAGGCACGUGUAGCAGUUCAUCACUACUGAGCACUUCAAGAGGCAAAGGCCCAAGCUCUUUUGAGAGUUUUAAAAUUAAUAUUCCUGGAAAUGCAGGGCAUUCCAGCAGACUGUCUAACCCAGGAUUUUGUAACACCUUCCGCCCUGUUGAUGACAAGGUGCAGCAGAAAGAAAGUUCUUCACCUCUUUUCCCUGUUAAGAAAAAACAGGUCAAAAGUGAAAUAUAUGAUCCCUUUGAGCCAACAGGGUCAGACUCAAGUUCAGCAAACAGCAGUCCUGAAAGGCUUGGCUCAGGGAUCCCACUGACUAAUAUUACCAGGACUAUUUCCAUUGAAAAUCCAAAAGUUCAAACAUUUCAAACUGUCCGUCGUUUUACUCCCUACACAGUAGAAAAUAUAUUUGGUUCUGGGGCUGAAUCUGAUGUACCAUCUAGUAACUCAGCAUCUCAUGGUGAUGUGACAGUAGAAAGCAGGAUUGUAGAACAGAUCUCUGAUACAGAAGAACAAGAUAAUAUGGGUAGGAAAGACUUUCUAAGCAGUGCUUGCACUUCAUCUGCUGUUAAGCAAAUUUCUGAUGCAGAAUGUUUAAAGGAGGAAAGCAGAGAGGGCCCUAAUGUGUUCUUUAAAGCUGAAGAAUUGAUUAGACCUAAUAUUAAUGUGAAACUAGAACCAACCAGUCCAUCAAAGAGUGAUGGGCAGCAAAGAGUCCAAAAAAUAGAACAGAGAGAGAGGCAAUCACGUUCCAGAUCCUGUUCAGACUCCAGUUCCCAAAGCAAGAAAAAGACUAAAAGGAAAAAGGCACUUGUCAAAGAGUGUAAGAGAUCCCGAUCAGGAUCUAGGGAUAGACCACACUCAAGGGACCGAAGCUCCAGGUCCACCUCUUGGUCAAGUGGAGAAGAGCAUAGCAAAACACACAUGUCAAAAGUCAAGAGCAGAAAGUCUUCUACUGACUGUUCUAGUAGUCAUGAGCGAUCUAAAAAAAAGAAAAUGAAGGAUAAAACCAAAGAUAAAAAGGCAAAAACUUCCUGGUCUAGGGAGAGGAGGAAAUCUAGGUCACGUUCAGGGAGCCCUGGAAGUACUUCAGAGUUUUAUGAAAAUAGGAAAAAGAAAAGACCAUCACAGUCAAGAUCAAGAUGGAGGGAACAUUCCCGAUCAAAUAGUGUUGAGAGGACUAAGAGGCGGAAACAUAGGAAGGACAAAAGCUAUGAGAGGUAUGACAAAGAUAGUAACUUGAAGUCCAGAGAGAGAAAGAGAUCAAGAUCCAGGUCUCGGGAGAGGAGAAAAUGGAGGUCUCAGUCUCGCUCUGCAUCUCGGUCUCGGGAGCACAAAAGCACUAAGUCGAAGGAGAAGAUGCCACGAUCGAGAUCGCGUUCCAAAGAAAGAAAACACAAAUCAAAAGAGACUUUUCCUCCACUAGAGAAGGAUCAAAAGUCUACAGCAGAAAAUGUAUCCAGAUGUCUGGAGCAACCCCAUUCCUUCAAACAAGAGCCUAAGGAGGAGGUAGCACUAGAACAGAUUUCCAUAACCAUCCAACCAAACAUCAAACUUGAGGAGGAAAUACAAACUGAGAUCCCAGUACAACUGAGAGAAGACCAAGAGAGAAUAAAGGUGGAACAGAUCUGUGAGGACAUGACAAAUGAAACUGCAUUCCCUGUGCCAGAGAACACAGGCAUUUCUGUUCCAGUUGGCAGCAUGGAUUCUUUUGCUGAAAAGGAAUUGAUGAAUAACAGUGAUUUGGCCACACUUGGUAGCUGUAGCAAUACAAACCUUGAGAUUACAGUUAAAAUAGAAAACACAGCUGCGUGCCCAUCUCUGAUGGAACCACCUCUGAAGAAGGAAGUUACCGUCCAAGCUCUAACUGAGGCUGCACCAAUUCAAAGUUCAUCCAAAACUGAAAUAACAGACUGUGUGAAAGAUGUUAAAGAUGAGUGCCUUGUGUCAAAUGAAAAAGCCAGUAAUUUCAAUAAGCCCGAACUGGAGGUGGUAUCUCAGGGUCCUAUGUUGAAAUCUAAAGCACCAGUGAAAAGAGUUACCUGGAAUCUUCAGGAGGAAGAAGGCGGUGUGGUGUGUGCUGGAAAAGCUCCUAGGAUGCCAUUUUACAGACUUCAGAGAGCAAAAGAAGGGGCCUGGAAAGCUGAGGACUUGAACCAAACAUUAAAUCAGGUGCAGUUAAAUGAGCCUCCUCCAACCAAUUAUAUGAUUCCUGAGCCUAUGUUUCCUGAUCUAGAUUCCUCUCAGGUGUACUGUCAAAAUAUACCUUUGACGCCACCUCUGCCCUCAAGCCUUCCCCCCUAUGCACCUGUCAGCCAGCCCACGGUUCAGUUUAUCAUGCAGGGCAGUCUUCCAGCGCUUGGCUGUGUGGCAGGGCAGAGCUUGACUCCAGAGCCAGGCAGCCUGGCUACUGCAUCCGAACCAGGAAUUCAAGCUGCUUCCAUAGGAAACACAGAAGAGAAGAUGAAAGCACCCAAACCUCCACUGGAUAAAACAAAAAAUGAAGAAUACAUGAAGAAGCUUCACAUGCAGGAAAGGGCUGUGGAAGAGGUGAAACUUGCUAUUAAACCCUUUUACCAGAAGAGGGAGAUUACGAAGGAGGAAUACAAGAGUAUUCUGCGAAAAGCAGUGCAAAAGAUCUGCCACAGCAAAAGUGGAGAAAUCAACCCUAUGAAGGUAGCCAAUCUGGUAAAGGCAUAUGUGGAAAAAUACAAACAUAUGAGGAAGCAUAAGAAGUCUGAUGGUGAAGAUGCACGUGAAGUGGAAAACUGAAAAUGAGCCAGUGCCAGCAUAGCUUGGAUUGAACUUACUCUGGCCAAGAACAUGAUUAUUCCAGAGGGAAUAAUAGAUCUGCAGUUGCAUCUCAUUGAAAACAAAGUGCAGAGAAACAAGAUGCUAAUAGGAUUUGUCUGCUGAAUCUACUUUUGAAUUGUUUCCAUAUGGGAAUGGACUUUUUUUUUUGAUUACCUGCAGAUGUAGAACUAAAUCAUCAAAUGCCUCAGACCAGCAGAGUAACUCCAGGGCAAACAGAUUAAUGUUUGGGACUCCCAAAUUGCUACAAUUUUCAGGGUUGCUUUAGUCACAGUUUUGGGCUGUGCACCUGUCUCGCUAAAAGUUUGAAACUGGACACCACUUUUCAUAUACAGUAUAUCAAGAACUAUAUACUGUUUCCUUUGUGUUUAUUUAUCAAAUAUGGAUUGUCUUUAGAACUCCUGAUUUGAUACUUGAAAUAUGGUAUUUUUAGCCCACUCGAUGGUGAGUGAAGCUUUAAUUGCUCUGUCAUUUGGGGAUUGCAAAAGUGAGCUCACCUUUAUAAAUUGACUUUAGAAACACUGCUCAAGCUGUGGUGUUUAUUUACAUUUUGUUGGACAUAUCUUGUUACUAAAGAGUUUAAUUUUGGGGUGGGAGAUUAUGUUGCACUUCUGUAAAUAAUGCACUGAUGGCUGGUUUUGUGUCUGCCUUUCAGGAAAAACGAAACAAAGCAAACAUGAAUUUUCAGUACAAGCUUGAGGGAUAAGAUGAACUGAUGUACAAAGCAGAAAUGUGACAGAAUUUAUAAAGUUAUUUUGAAUGGU